Molecule: messenger RNA, 540 nt
Organism: Coffea arabica (coffee)
Lineage: Eukaryota; Viridiplantae; Streptophyta; Magnoliopsida; Gentianales; Rubiaceae
Source: RefSeq, a predicted model, not a curated record
AUGGAUAAUACACAGCAUCACAAUCUUUUCCCACUUCUCUAUGCUAAUUUGCAAAUUUCUGAUGAUGACAGAGCAACCAUGGAUGAAUACUCACUUCAAAUGCACAAGGUUUGCAUCACCCUGUUUAAACUUAUGGGGGCGAAUCUUGGUGUAGACCCAGACAAAUUAUGCAGCAUCUAUCAAGAUGGCAUACAGGGAAUAAGAAUGAAUUAUUAUCCACCUUGCCAGCAAGCAGACAAAGUUAUUGGCCUGACUCCGCACUCUGAUGCAACAAGACUGACCUUAUUAGUUCAGGUCAAUGAUGUUCAAGGCCUGCAAAUCAAGAAAAGCGAUACAUGGAGAAUGAGCAAUGAGGAAUAUAGCAGCAUUGAGCAUAGAGCUAUCGUGGAUUUCCACAAAGAAAGACUUUCAAUUGCUGCAUUUCACGGAACAAAUUUCACAGCAAAAGUUGGCCCUCUAGCAGAUCUUGUCAAAGAAAUUGGACCACAAUACAAGACAACAGAAACCGAAAGCCUUCUCAGACUGUAUCUAAGCAGCUAA